Cotesia congregata is the source of this 378-nucleotide messenger RNA. The record is from the annotation of a GenBank genome assembly. Lineage: Eukaryota; Metazoa; Arthropoda; Insecta; Hymenoptera; Braconidae.
AGAGUGAAAUUGUUUGUUUUUUAACAAAUAAAUUUAAUGAAGGCGCUCAGUACAGUACGCUUAAUACUGCUCGCUCAGCGUUAUCACUUAUAUGUGAUGUUGACAUCGGAAAGAAUCCUUUGAUAUCGCGUCUUUUAAAAGGAGCGUAUAACAUUAAACCGGCAAAACCUCGUUAUGACCACCCAAUUUUAGAUAAAUUAGAACUUUUAAGACCUCUAACACUAACUACCGCACAUCGAAUACAAACAAUUGCUUCGAUUAAAAGAUGUAAUAUAAUUAAAAGUGGUGAAAAUUAUGAAAUAGAAAUUCCUGAUAGAAUGAAAACUUCUAAACGAGGUGUAUUUCAGCCACUUUUAAUUUUACCUAAAUUUCAUAAAA